This is a messenger RNA of Perca fluviatilis (European perch), 1074 nucleotides long. RefSeq lists its product as uncharacterized. The record is from RefSeq and is a predicted model, not a curated record. The transcript has 4 exons. Bases 502 to 1074 code for a protein of 190 amino acids. Lineage: Eukaryota; Metazoa; Chordata; Actinopteri; Perciformes; Percidae.
AGCUUUGCAUCCUCAUCAAGUGAUGCUGUGAUCCUCAUCCCCUGAAACAUGACAUCAUUCAGAAAGGCUGUAUGUGGAGGGUUGAGGAGGCGUUCAAAACUGCAAAUCCCAGACUGUGACUGCACGGCUGUUGUUGCAAAGGGCGUGGGCAUUGUCUUUUGUAUUAUUACAUAGCUACAUGGCUCCUCCGGGUGUGAAGGAUGUAUUUGUCACCUCGCAGCUGCUUUUGAGCAUCGACACCUGCAAGAAAACGACCAAUUACGGAUGAAGAAACACUGUCGGCUUCCAUUCAACCUGACUGAACGUUUGACAUUCGAACGCACCCUUUUGCGAUACUUCCGACAAAAUGCCAAAGGAUAAAUAAAUAGACUGAACCUUGUCUAGUUUUCUCUAUAGCCUCAACUAAGCUGCUGCCUCUGCUUCCAUCAGUCUCUUAUGGCUUUUAUCAGUGCUGCCAAUUUAGGAGAAUAGUGCGAUAAUCACAGCCGGUUCAAGUCCGAUAUGGCAGUGAGCACAUCUGAGCCGCUCUGUCAGCCGUGCGUUUACCAUGAAGCGUUUAAAGGGGGUGAAGAAGAAGAAAAAAGGGGGGAGAUGUCAGACAGGCCUACUGAUUUGGUUGCUGUGUGGUCAGUGGAGCUACAGGUGAAGAGACCUCUGAUGCCUGUCCAGCUGAGUCCAGAGCAGGUGGGCCUGGAGAUGUUGUGUCUUUGUGGGCAGCUGGACCUCCUCAUCAGGGCGCAGAUGCAGCAGUUCCAGGAGCAGUUAGGACAAGGCUGUAGCCCAGAGGAGUCAGACACUUUCCAGGCUCAAGGAUCAGAGAUUCUUGACCAGAUGCUGCAGUGCCUUGAACAUCUACCAAAGCCUAUGCCACAGCUGGAGGACUACCUGGACAUGGUGGGUCUGUCAGUAAUGUUUCCUCGUGUAGAGGUGUUCCUCAUUCAAGGAAGCCCAGUGGACAUGCUGGAGAGGCCGCCAAUGGACGGUAAGACAAUACACAUUCAUCCCCAGCCAGGAGGAAGAACCAUAUUUCAAUCUGUUAUUGUUUUUGAAGACAGAUUAUGCAUGUUUUUAUAG